This is a messenger RNA of Prionailurus viverrinus (fishing cat), 3712 nucleotides long. It is a transcript of the gene SLC9A9, whose product is annotated as solute carrier family 9 member A9. Gene Ontology annotation, molecular function: sodium:proton antiporter activity. The coding region runs from base 371 to 2239 and encodes 622 amino acids. The record is from RefSeq and is a predicted model, not a curated record. Gene Ontology annotation, cellular component: recycling endosome; membrane. The transcript is spliced from 20 exons. Gene Ontology annotation, biological process: proton transmembrane transport; sodium ion transport; regulation of pH. NCBI's taxonomy places the organism in Eukaryota, Metazoa, Chordata, Mammalia, Carnivora, Felidae.
UUUUCUUAAGCCUUACAUCCUAUGUCUCUUACCUCUCUGCAUCUACUGGCUUGUAGAUGGUGAAUGAAUCUACUGGCCACCGCUGGUGAAUGAAAGCAGCUAUAGCCCACUGCUGUGGCUAAGCAAGUCUGCCAGAAAGCUUGAAGAGGAGCCUCAGCUGCCCUUUACAGAGCAAAAGCAUCCUCUGAGUAGCUAAAGCUUGGACUUCUAAGUAAGUGAUAUGUGGUGAUGCAGACAGAGUGUUGUCAACCAGGGAAGCUCAACCAAACCUUGGUGCCCAGUGUUUUUUGGGGGGCCAUUCUUGAAGAGAAAGUCUGCUUUAAAGGCAUCCAUGCGGAGAUCAUCCUGAUUCUGUUGACAUCCUGAAGUGAUGCUCAAUGCCAGGAAAUCUCUUCAGUCUUUAAAUUUAUCUGUCAAGAUAUUCCCAAGGUGUAGUGAAGUUGGAAUUGGGGGAGAGAGACAGGAAACUGAGGCCAAAGAAAGGCUAAUAAUGGGAUUAAUCAUACGAUAUGCUACAGCACCAACUGAUAUUGAAAGUGGAACUGUGUAUGAUUGUGGAAAACUGGCCUUCAGUCCAUCAACUCUGCUGAUUAAUAUCACUGACCAAGUUUAUGAAUAUAAAUACAAGAGAGAAAUAAGCCAACAUAACAUCAAUCCUCACCAAGGCAAUGCUAUACUUGAAAAGAUGACAUUUGAUCCAGAAAUCUUCUUCAAUGUUUUACUGCCACCAAUUAUAUUUCAUGCAGGAUAUAGCCUGAAGAAGAGACACUUUUUUCAAAACUUAGGAUCUAUUUUAACAUAUGCCUUCUUGGGAACUGCCAUCUCCUGUAUCGUCAUAGGGUUAAUUAUGUAUGGCUUUGUGAAAGCUAUGGUAUAUGCUGGCCAGUUGAAAAAUGGAGACUUCCAUUUCACCGACUGUUUGUUUUUUGGUUCACUGAUGUCUGCUACAGAUCCAGUGACUGUGCUGGCCAUUUUCCAUGAACUGCACGUCGACCCUGACCUAUACACACUCCUGUUUGGGGAGAGUGUGUUGAAUGAUGCAGUGGCCAUUGUCCUUACAUAUUCUAUAUCCAUUUACAGUCCCAAGGAGAAUCCAAAUGCAUUUGAUGCUGCAGCAUUCUUCCAGUCCGUGGGGAAUUUCCUGGGGAUCUUCGCUGGCUCGUUUGCAAUGGGGUCUGCAUAUGCUGUUGUCACAGCACUGUUGACCAAAUUUACCAAGCUGUGUGAGUUCCCUAUGCUGGAAACAGGCCUGUUUUUCCUCCUGUCUUGGAGCGCCUUCCUGUCUGCUGAGGCUGCCGGCCUGACAGGAAUAGUCGCUGUUCUUUUCUGUGGAGUCACCCAGGCACAUUAUACCUACAACAAUCUGUCAUUGGAUUCCAAAACGAGGACUAAACAGCUGUUUGAAUUUAUGAACUUCUUGGCUGAGAAUGUCAUCUUCUGUUACAUGGGCCUGGCGCUGUUCACGUUCCAAAAUCAUAUCUUUAAUGCUCUUUUUAUACUCGGAGCCUUUCUGGCAAUUUUUCUGGCCAGAGCCUGCAACAUAUACCCCCUCUCCUUCCUCCUGAAUCUGGGCCGAAAACAGAAGAUCCCCUGGAAUUUUCAGCACAUGAUGAUGUUUUCAGGUUUGAGAGGAGCAAUAGCAUUUGCCUUAGCUAUUCGGGACACAGAAUCUCAGCCCAAACAAAUGAUGUUUACCACCACGCUGCUCCUUGUGUUCUUCACAGUCUGGGUCUUUGGAGGAGGAACAACCCCCAUGCUGACUUGGCUUCAGAUCAGAGUUGGUGUGGAUCUGGAUGAAGAUCUGAAGGAGCCCACCUCACACCAGGAAGCAAAUAACUUGGAUAAAAACACAACCAAAACAGAGAGUGCUUGGCUCUUCAGAAUGUGGUACAGCUUUGACCACAAAUAUCUGAAACCAAUUUUAACCCACUCUGGUCCUCCGUUGACCACCACGUUACCUGAAUGGUGCGGGCCAAUUUCCCGGCUGCUCACCAGUCCGCAGGCCUAUGGGGAGCAGCUAAAAGAGGAAGAUGUAGAAUGCAUUGUGAAUCAGGACGAACUGGCCAUGAGUUACCAGGAGCAAGCCACCUCACCCUGCAGUCCUCCUGCAGGGCUGGGUCUGGACCAGAAAGCUUCACCGCAGACUCCAAGCAAAGACAACAUUUACGAGGGGGAUCUCGGCCUAGGAGGCUACGAACUCAAGCUCGAGCAGACUCCGGGUCAGUCCCAGCUGAAUUAGUGGUGAACAGUGCAGACGUAAUCACAAGUAAUGCCAGGCUCACUGAGAGAUACAAGCCAAGCUGGGGAGGCAGCAUGGGGAAUAGAAGCUGGAAAAUGCAGUAAGAGCACAAAUUGAAGAGAAUCAAAACCUUGUCACAAGUAUCCUCUGGUGCCUAAAGAAAUGAGAAUUUAUUAUCACCCCUCUCUAUUAUGCAACUGAAUUUAAGUUUUUGACAGCAACCAUUUUUAUUAGCGACUUGGGUGGGGUGGGAAGGGCAGAGAAGCGAGGGAGUCAGGAGUCUCGCUGCUGCUAAGGGAGGAACAGAUACCUUUGUGUCUGAGGGGUUUCCGUUCAGUAGGCAGCUCUCCAGGCCUUCGCUUCAAUUUUGGAUUUCAUUCCCUUCAUUAGGGAGAGGUUAAAAAUAAGGAAAAAAGUUUCUGAGCAAAACAUCUGGCUCCUAAGCUGGAGGUUAUGCCAAGUUAUUUAGUACCUGAUUAUUUGUAUAUUAUAAAGACCUAGACUCCCACGUGCCCUUAAUGACCUCAGGGCUAUUUGCAAAGCCCAGACAAGGGAUCGAUACCACUGCUGAUGGCCUCACAGAAGCCGUGCCGUGUGGUGACCCACUAUUCUCAUGGGCAUUCUUGUCAAGCUGCUUCUCCCAUGGAAUGAAUCAAAGGGUUAGUUCCAGCUGGGUGUACCCUGCGCUAAAUGCAGCUCCGUUUUCUAACUUGGUAGGACCCUUCCAGGAAGAGCGGUUUUCUUUUCUCCAUACUAUAUUUUACCUGAAGAACAAGGCUCCCCGUCCUUGCUUGCAUUUGAGUCACUCCUUAGCCCUGUGGCAGGUCCCCUCUGUACGCUGAGUAAUGAGAUUCCACAGCACAGGUUGUUCUCCACGUGGCAGGAGACAGUGCAGGAGUCCCAACCCGUCUUCCAGACCCAACACCCACAGCUGAUUAGCAAGAGCAGAAGCUAGAGGAGCAGAGCCGAUGAUGCAUAGACCAUACUGAAGACUCAAGGAUGCAGCCUGGGGACUCCUCUUACAAGAUAUGGCUCAUAGCCCAUGACAGACAGACCGACACAAUAGCUUUUAAUUCAGCUGCAUGAUCUGUGCCUUUUAAGCCAUAAAGAUACCUCAAGCCUAGCUUCUCUUGAAAUACAGAUGUUAAUAUUAGACUCCAAAAAAGCAGGCUCUAGUCUUAGGUGCCCAGGCUAUGAUGGGUCUGUUUCUGAAGGAGGUAGGGAAUGAUGUCUUCCUCAGGCCCAAAGCUUAAAAAUAGCAUAUGCUUUGCUAACCAGUUGUUAGGCUAUUAACCAUGGUGGUGUCAGACACACUGCUACAUAUAUUGAUUUUCUUCCAAACAGUAGGAUCCAGGGGCACAAACUGUUUUAUACUCAGCUAAGUAUAAUCUGGUCAUUCCGGGUAAAUAUGCAAAUGGCAAAGCAUGAAGUUUUCUAUUUGACCUAAUCCUAAUAAACUUUUGUCAUAAAGUA